Oryzias melastigma (Indian medaka) is the source of this 2178-nucleotide messenger RNA. It is a transcript of the gene lum, whose product is annotated as lumican. Gene Ontology annotation, molecular function: protein binding. The transcript is spliced from 3 exons. The record is from RefSeq and is a predicted model, not a curated record. Lineage: Eukaryota; Metazoa; Chordata; Actinopteri; Beloniformes; Adrianichthyidae. Bases 258 to 1286 code for a protein of 342 amino acids.
UGCAGCACCUGUUCUUGGUUAGUCAACGGCAGGUUUUUGGACAAAGGUUCAGGGAUGACGCCCUGACUCCUGUGUGCUAAGCCUCCCAUCUUCUUCCCUCCCCUUUUCCCUUCAGUCUCUCCAUCAGCUCCCGUCUCUCCUCCCCCUCUUUUCUCUUUUCUGUUUUUCUCCAGAGAUUAGCAGUUUUGCCACACCACAUUGCUCCUACGUCCCGGCCUUCCACCCCAAAAACACAAAGAAAGAGAAGCACAGAAAUCAUGCUUCCUCUCAGUCUACCGCUCUUGGUUUUACUGGUCAGCCUUGCCCAAUGCCAGCAGUAUGACUACGACUACCAGCCUCUGUCCAUGUCGAUGCCAUCAGGGCCCAACUGUAAUCAAGAGUGUACCUGCCCAAUCACUUUCCCCAGCGCCAUGUACUGCGAUAAUCGCAAGCUUAGGUUUGUCCCAGUGGUCCCAAAAGGGAUCAAGUAUCUGUACCUCCAGAACAACAUGAUUGAGGAGAUCAAAGCAGGAGUUUUUGAUAAUGUCACGGAUGAACUGCGCUGGCUGAUACUUGACAACAACCAGAUCACCAACCCGAAGAUCGAGAAGGGCACCAUUGAUAAGCUCACAGCCCUGGAGAAGCUGUUCUUCAGCUCCAACAACCUGACAGAGCCGAUCAUCCCUCCCUCAAAGUCCCUUGAUGAGUUGAAGAUGACAAGCAACAAGCUGUCCAAGUUUCCUGCUGGGCUUUUGAAUGACAAAGUAAACUUGACCUUCAUCUACCUUCAACAUAAUGAGUUAACUUCUGAGGCUAUUGGGGGGGCUUUCAAGGGGUUAAAAGGGCUGCUGUCCCUGGAUGUCAGUUACAACAAGCUAAAGAAGCUGCCAACUGGACUCCCUAACUCACUGGAAAUCCUCUACGCUGACCACAAUGAGAUCGAGAGCAUCGGAUCAGGGUACCUGAACAAGUUGCCCAAUCUGAGAUACCUGAGGAUCUCUCACAACAAGAUGGUGGACUCUGGAAUCCCCGCUGGGGUUUUCAAUGUGACGUCCCUCACGGAACUGGACCUCUCUUUCAACAAGCUGCAGUCCAUUCCUGAGAUCAACGAGCAGCUGGAGCAACUCUACCUUCAGGCCAACGAGAUCAACAAAUUUGACCUCUCAAGUUUCUGCAAGUACACUAGUCCUCUCAACUAUUCCCGCCUGAAGCAUCUGCGCCUGGACGCCAACAACAUCACGCACAGCAGCAUGCCUCCCGAGACCUCCAACUGCCUCCGCGUGGCUUCGGAUGUCAUGUUCGAGUAGGGAUCUCCGUCUGAGUUUUGAUCCAGCCUUCUACUGCCAGGACACAAGCCAACACCAAAUUCUCCUUCUGGGUUUACAAGUCGUAUCACUCCUUUUAUAGAGCUGUCAUCUCCUUGCACUUCUGAGCAUCAAACAAAUCUGUAAUAUUGUAAAUGUUGAUCAUGUUGAAUAUCACUCACAGUGAAGGGCCGUUUUUUUUACAAAAAAUUGUUGAUUUACACUAAAAAAGAUGAAUGGAACAAAAUUAAACAGCUGAUCACCAGUGGAAGUAUGUUUAAAAAAUCUUAAAGUAAAGAAAAAAAACACUUGAAAAAAAACUUUUAAGUCAUAUAUUAAUACAAUUUAGUUCUCAUUUUAUUGUAUGCUACAUUGUUUUGCAUGUAUUAUGGCACAAUAAUCAGUAAGACAGGACUGUGUCCACUGUGUAAUGUGAUUCAAAUGUAUUAUAGAACUCAUACAAGUAUAUUAUGUGUGUAAAAAUAAAAAUACUUUAAAGUAAAAGCUAAUAGUGGCAACCAUCAACGCCCAGUGUUAGGUAAUUUGAACUGUCGAUUGCUUUAAGCUCUAAAAUUCACAUUUUUAUAGCUCUUUAAAUUGUAUCAUCUGUCGUUGCGCACUUUGAAAAUAUUUCUUAUCUUAUUGUUUACAUGUCAAUUUUCUCCUGCCGUGCACAUAACAAUAAUGUUUCUGUUUGCAUGCAUCCAAAGGUGCCAUUCUUACAAAAACAUAUUCUCUAGCUUUUGCAGAUGGCUUAGUUAGUUUUGCAAUAAACCUGUUGAUUGAUCUGUUAUUAGACUCUUUUUUUUUUUAAAAAAAAGGACUUUGACUUGGUAUCUGCUGGAUUGGAUUUAUGUUGAAACAAAACGCAGCUGAAUAAAGUAUUUCAACCAUU